Messenger RNA from Cornus florida, 1095 nucleotides. RefSeq lists its product as uncharacterized. The transcript has 2 exons. Bases 1 to 1095 code for a protein of 364 amino acids. NCBI's taxonomy places the organism in Eukaryota, Viridiplantae, Streptophyta, Magnoliopsida, Cornales, Cornaceae. The record is from RefSeq and is a predicted model, not a curated record.
AUGGUGAUUGAAUGUCACCAUUCUACGGCGGUUCAAGCUUUUAUACUGGCCAUGACUCGUGGCACUCCAUUCCACACAAGCUUGGUGGUGAACACGCCGAAGACUAUAGAUGAACAUAAUGAAAGAGCUGAUGGAUUUGUGCGUUUGGAAGAAGAAGAGGCAGUAAACGCUUGGAAGACAUCCGUCAUAUCAACAGAGGACAAAACCAAAGCAAAGAUCAGACAAAAGCAGGAGACAGGUAGAGAUACUGAUAGCCAGAGGCGAGUUCGCAAGUUAUAUUCAAGGCCCGGUGGUGGAACAGAACCGACCAAAGAGCACGUGAAGAGGAAUCAGAAGUCGAACUCUCACAAUACGCAACCAGUCCGAAUAAUCAAUGUAAUUCACGGUCGGCCUGAGCCUACUGAGGAGUCAGAUGAACUACUUCUAACAUGCCUUCGCAAGGCACGGAUGAAGAAAAGGAUAGGAAGUGUAAACACUCUGCACCAACAGAGCGCAACAACACAGAUAAAGUUUGACAGAACAGAUUUAUUACUUGUUCAGAUCCCUCAUGAGGACCCGUUGGUCUUCAGUUUGACAGUGGCUGAAUGUUUGGUACGCAGAGUUCUGAUUGAUCCUGGAAGUAGUGCGAACGUCAUGCCAAGGGAUACAUUUGAUCGGCUCAAGAUUAAGUCGGCCUGGCUCAAAUCUACCGGGAAUCCUCUACUAGGGUUUGAUGGAAAACGAGUGGAGCCCAUCAGUAUGGUGGAGGUAGCAGUACAUGCGGCAGAGAGGGUUCUGAUGGAGACCUUUGUGGUUGUCAAAAUUCAUCCCUCUUAUAACCUUCUGAUGGGCAGAGGGUGGAUCCACAGUGUUCAAGGUGUUCCUUCCACUCUGCAUCAAGUAAUGAGAUGCCUGGGGCUAGACGGAUCCAAGGUGAUCGACAUUCAUGGGGACCAGGUUACAGCUAAGGAAUGUUAUUCAAUAACGCUGAAGUAUGCUGGAAAAAGGGAAAUCACCCAUCCGUUCGGCAAGCCCGAGAUAGCAAUUACAGGAACCUCCCCCCAAGCAAAAUGGGGAGGAGGAGCCAGUGGACUUGACCGAAGAACCCCUGGUUGA